This is a messenger RNA of Triplophysa rosa, 1822 nucleotides long. RefSeq lists its product as uncharacterized. The record is from RefSeq and is a predicted model, not a curated record. The transcript is spliced from 4 exons. The coding region runs from base 1 to 1758 and encodes 585 amino acids. NCBI's taxonomy places the organism in Eukaryota, Metazoa, Chordata, Actinopteri, Cypriniformes, Nemacheilidae.
AUGGAUAGCACAACCAGCCCCAUGUCAGAAUCUGAUGUUACCAAUGGAUUUGUAAAUAAUGUGUUCAGUGUUUCUCUUGCUGAAGAGAACAGAGCAGGGAGCUCAUGGAUUCCAGAGUCCAUUUCCUCACAAUCCAUGUUUUCCUGCCAGCCUGUCAGGAGGGAAAAACAGGAACUCAAUCGGCGGUCUAGGACGGCGGCCAUCUGGAGGAUACUGAACCGCCGCAAGACCACUUCUGACAUGGACAGACGACCUCACUCAAUGAUCCUCCCAGGUGAAGCAUCCUUUCUCAAGCUUUCUAUCACAGACAAAGUGAGAUCCAUUAAGAAAUUUAAGUCGCCAUCUGUUUUUAGAGGGAAAGCUGGAAAGCUCUCCAGUGUCAAAUUCAACAGUGAGCUGAAAGAUGAUGUGGAUGACAUACAUUUGUGCAAUGACUCUCCUUUUUUGGAGCACAAGAACAUGUUUCGAAAUAAAGCCAAGAGACAUUCGUUUGCAGGACCCACUGCAGACUUCUUCUGUUCAUUUGAGGACACAGACCCUUCUGGAAUCCCAGAGAAAACCUAUCAGGUGAUCAAGGACAUUAGCCACCAAAAUGGGUGUAAAUUAGUUGAAAGAGUGACAUAUACAAAAAAAGGUCACCCCAGCUUCUCAAACUGCAACGAUUCAUCUGUGACAGAUCAUGAAGAAUGUUACAUAAAGCACAGCCUCAAGAUACCUCAUAGAAGAAGGUGGUUUAAAGGGGGUGACGUUUUGAAUUACCUGAGAAAAAUUCCCCUCAAAGGAAAGGAAAGUUCCACUUUGGCUGAGAGUAGUUUUGAAUCUUUAAAUACCUUAGACAAAACCAUUGAUUCAGAUUAUGGCUCAGUAAACUUUGAAUUUGUGAAAGAUUUAAACUCUGCACCUGAACAAAUGGGACUUGAUGGCAAAAGUAGCCAUUUCAGAGGCUUGUUCCGAUUUUUCAACACUGUGGCUGAGACUGCAAUGAAAUGGAGAAACUCGUCUCAUUCUUUUUCACCUCCUCAAGGCCAGCGAUCCCCUUUUGACUCACGAAAACCCCAGCUGUCAGGAGAGUCCAUGCAGAAUAUGCCUUUGACAAACAGAAGUGAACACAAAGCUGAUACCUCAUGUCAAAGUAAAUCUACAUCAUCUGCUGACAGGCAAAAGUCUGUCUCAACAGCCAAUGACUUUGUGGUUUGUCCCCCUCUUGUGGUGCUUAAGGCCCGGAGAACAUAUACAGACUUUCUAACUGACAGUAGUUCCCUGUGUAAUGACUCAGAUGGAUCUCAGUCACAACUCAACUCAAUCUCUCUAGCCACAAUUGAGAACCACCCAAGAAGUGAAGAACCAACAAAUGAGACAAACUCUAGCAUUAAAAACUUAACUAUACCUUGUCAAAGGAACCACUUAUGUAGAAAAACCACUGAUGAAGACCAAGAUAUUUGCACUGAUACAAAGAAAAUUCCAAAGUGCCCAGAGAACAUAUUUAAGGCCCACUCACGUCCUCCUGGCCAAUCGCCUGCAGAUCCGCCAUUAAAAGUUCUGCUUCAGCGUUGUCGCUCUUUGCCGCUUCCGGCAACUCUCUCUGCACUGGAGCCAUUGGACUUAACACUCACUCCUGCAGCCAAACCAAUUGCAGACGUUCUACGUGUAGGAAAUGGAAGCACAGGAUCCAAACAACGAAAGCUGUUCAGACCAGGAUCCGGACCACUGCAUGUUAACAUGACACGACGCUGCCAGCCGCAGAUGGCCAGCCAUUGAUCACGAGGGGUAACACAGAAUCCUUGUAAUCCUGGAGAGAUCCGAUGAACAGGGGGAACAUGAG